CGCAUCAAGUAGUCAAUGUUUUCCUUUGUUGACGUUCAAAUUUGAUUUCAUUUCAAAAAUUAAGAAACGGAUUACGGACCUCAGCUGUAUUUGUUUGGCUUGGAAUUUGGCCCAUAUGGAUCAGCGGUACGAAACAUAUUCUUUGUCUCCAAACAGCCGGGUACAUCAAGACAAUGUAAAAUUAGGUACCUUUUGCGACUCAAGUUAUGUGCAGGUAUUUGAUGUAAUAUCACACUACUUUUUUUGCUGUGUACAAUAAAGAUGCCGAAACUACCACGAAUAUGUUCCAUUGACUACGAGUUAGUUGGGUGGAAAAUACGAAAACUGAUGGGCGGCAUAUGAAAGGAAAAAAGGAAAUCACCGCACAUUAUACCACCUGGCUACGAGCUGGACGAUUGAGGUGGUCGUAGUCUUGGUCUCCUCGACUUGGUCAGUUUCUUAGUCGUGGUCGUGGUCUAGAAAGGAGUUCAAGUAGAGCGAAAGUGUGUUAAUUAGAUGUUCUGGCCUGCCAUGAAAAUUCUCCACUGGCUAUUUCGGUUUCGAUUGUGCUAGAGUAAGGUCGUGGUUUCCUCGCGCUGUUCCGAGAUAUUCCAGAUGCAACCGUCCCGUUUGAUAUCAUCAGUAGUUUAGCGAAUAAAAAAUUGAUUUUUCAAGUUUUGCACACACGAGUAAAGUGAAACAACAUCACAGCUUAGCUGAAACAAUCUGCACUCCUAAAUCACUUUCGCAACCAAGAUUAUCACCAGCCCCAGAUAGUUAGUGAAUCGAAAUUACUAAACUUUCAAGGAUACCACAUCGACUUUUCCCCUGGACGGAAUCGAUUUUCCCGUGGAAGUAAAAAAAAGCUUAAUCCCAGCCCAGUGCUUCCCACAGAGAGAAGAAAAAAGUGAAAUUACAAUUCGCUCGAGUAGUGGAAAUUUGCAGUGCGCGAAGUGGAAAAAAUCGAACAAGUGCGAAGUGGAGCACCGCACCAAAUGGAAGCCGUGAAGAUUAAAGAUGUGGAUAAUGUCGACAGAAGUGCCCAGCAAGUGGUCCGUGACUCUUGGCUGUGAGUCGGGCUAUGGUGAAAUUCGUGUGGAGCAAAAUGUGCGGAAAAUUGUGAAUUGGUAGAAGCAAUUACUUGUCGUCGUUCAUCACAUACAUUGGAGUACAGAAAGAGAGAUCUACUAGUGUAUUGCCGCGAUCAUGGAUAAGUCGAAGAAGCCUCCGGGAACGACCGGAGGAGCAGGAGCUGCCGGUGGGGCGGCUCCAGGAGCUGGUGGCAAAGGGCCGAUGGCUUCAAAACCCGGGCCCGGUGGCAAAGGACCUCCCAAAAAGCCCAGUGAUAGUGACGCACCGGGAGCCAGCGCCAAAGCAGAGGGAGAUUCCGCCGGAGGAGGGCCAGCAUCCGGUGGUGGUGGUGCCUCCUCCAAGGAAGAAGCUUCAGCUGCCAACAACGGUGGCGAUAAGAAGGCCCAACCGGAUAAGGCAGAAUCUGAGCAACCAUCGCAGCCGAAGCCUGGCAGUGCCGGGGCAACGGUCCGCGACGGUGCCCAGAAGGUACUUAAUCUGGCUCUGAAGAGCGAGUGGGCUCCCGUUGAAGCUGUGCUGAAAGGCUUGGAGAAGGCGGUAGCCGCCGGUGGAGACGAUGCUAACUUGACCCCGCUCGCCGGGGUGCUGGAUCAGGCCACCGGAAACACCCCGCUGAUGUUGGCCGUUAAGGAUAACCGGACACCAAUCAUAGAUAGGCUUAUAGAUCUUGGAUCGGACGUUGGAGCGAGAAAUAACGAUAAUUACAAUGUGAUACAUAUUGCUUCCAUGUUCUCUAGAGAAGAUGUAGUUAAAUUACUUUUAAACAAGAAAGGCGUCGAUCCGUACUCGACGGGUGGGUCACGGCAACAAACGGCUGUUCAUUUGGUAGCUAGUAGACAAACCGGCACUGCAACUGCAAUUUUACGGGCACUUUUAACUGCGGCUGGUAAGGAUAUCCGAACAAAGACUGACGGUAAAGGGAAAAUACCGCUACUGCUUGCUGUCGAGGCUGGAAACCAGUCUAUGUGCAGGGAGCUUUUGUCAUCACAAACGGCAGAUCAACUUAAGGCAACGACGACCAAUGGCGACACCGCGCUGCAUUUGGCCGCCCGACGGAAGGACGUAGAGAUGGCCCGGAUCCUGGUGGAUUACGGGGCCAGUGUAGACUUUCAGAACGGCGAAGGCCAAACGGCCCUGCAUAUAGCGGCGGCCGAAGGCGACGAAGCGAUGGUCAAGUACUUUUAUACCGUACGUGCUUCUGCAUCUAUCAUCGAUAAUCAGGAUCGAACCCCGAUGCAUCUUGCAGCGGAGAACGGCCACGCGACGAUAAUCGAAAUCCUGGUGGACAAGUUCCGGGCCAGUAUCUACGAACGCACGAAGGACGGCAGUACGCUAAUGCACAUCGCUUCGUUGAACGGUCACGCAGAAUGUGCAAACACGCUGUUCCGGAAGGGUGUCUACCUUCACAUGCCGAACAAGGGCGGGGCCCGGAGCAUCCACACGGCGGCCAAGUACGGGCACGUGGGCAUCAUCAGCACCCUACUGAACAAGGGCGAGAAGGUGGACGUGCCGACCAAUGAUCACUACACUGCCCUCCACAUAGCGGUCCGGUCCGCGAAACCGGCCGUGGUGGAGACGUUGUUGGGGUUUGGUGCCGAGGUGCACGUGCGAGGUGGAAAGCUGAAGGAAACACCGCUGCACAUAGCGGCCCGAGUCAAGGACGGCGAUCGGUGUGCGCUGAUGUUGCUGAAAUCGGGUGCCAGUGCCAACAAAACGACGGACGACGGUCAAACGCCGGUCCACGUAGCUGCCAAAUAUGGGAACGUCACCACCCUGGAUCUUCUGCUGGAGGACAACGGUGACGCACUGGUCAAGUCCAACGUUGGAGAGACACCUCUACAUCUUGGAGCGAGGAAUUGUCAUCCGGAGAUCGUAAGGCAUCUGAUAGAUUUCGUGCUUGCAAAGCAUGGGAAAGAGGUGUUAAAAAACUACAUGAACUUUACGAACGACGAUGGAGCGACCGCACUGCACUACGUUUGUCAGGUGACGAAAGAUGAGCUGAAAACUGGCACGGGCGAUCGAGAAAUCAUCAAGAUGUUGCUGGAGAACGGUGGAGACGUUUCGUUGGCUACGAAAUCCACCCAAGAAACGUGUUUUCACGCUGUGGCUAUCGCAGGCAAUAACGAUGUUUUGUCGGAGAUGAUCAACCAUUUGUCAACGACGGAGAUUCAGAAAGCGAUGAACAGGCAAUCUUCGAUAGGUUGGACACCUUUGCUGAUCGCAUGUAAUCGGGGUCAUAUGGAGCUGGUGAAUACGCUGCUAGCGAACCACGCUAGGGUCGAUGUGUUCGAUAACGAAGGCCGAUCGGCGCUGCAUUUAGCGGCGGAACACGGCUACCUACAAGUCUGUGAUGCACUCAUUACCAAUAAGGCGUUUAUUAAUUCUAAGUCACGAGUCGGUAGGACGGCGUUGCAUUUGGCCGCCAUGAACGGGUACACGGAACUGGUCAAAUUUUUGAUCCGAGAUCACAACGCGGUGGUGGAUAUUCUAACGCUGCGGAAACAAACUCCCCUGCAUCUGGCCGCAGCCAGCGGGCAGAUGAACGUAUGUAAGCUACUGCUGGAACUUGGUGCCAAUAUCGACGCGACCGAUGACGUUGGUCAGAAGCCAAUCCACGUGGCUGCGCAGAACAAUUACUCCGAAGUUGCCAAAUUAUUUCUUCAACAACAUCCCAAUCUUGUGAUGGCCACCAGUAAGGAUGGCAAUACUUGCGCCCACAUAGCGGCAAUGCAGGGAUCGGUGCGGGUCAUAGAGGAACUGAUGAAAUUCGAUCGGAACGGUGUGAUAUCGACGAGAAACAAGCUGACCGAUUCGACCCCGCUACAGCUGGCGGCCGAAGGGGGCCACGCCGAUGUCGUCAAGGUCCUUGUUCGAGCCGGAGCAUCCUGUACCGACGAAAACAAGUCAGGUUUCACUGCUGUCCACAUGGCGGCAAAAAACGGCCACGGCCAGGUGCUCGAGGUUAUGCGGAGCACUAAUUCGCUAAGGGUGUCCAGUAAAAAAUUGGGUUUAACUCCGCUGCACGUAGCGGCCUAUUACGGUCAGGCUGAUACCGUGCGGGAACUGCUCAUCAACGUACCGGCAACGGUUAAAUCUGAUUCUCCAUCUGGCACAUCAUUAGUACCUGAAUUAGGGAACGAGUCCGGGCUGACUCCGCUGCACUUGGCUGCGUACUCCGGUAACGAGAACGUUGUCCGACUGCUGCUCAACUCCGCCGGUGUUCAAGUCGAUGCUGCGACUACGGAAAAUGGUUACAAUUCAUUGCAUUUAGCGUGCUUCGGUGGGCACGUGCCGAUCGUUGGGCUGCUGCUAAGCAGAUCGGCCGAACUACUGCACAGUGUGGAUCGGCACGGGAAAACCGGUCUGCACAUCGCAGCUAUGCACGGCCACUAUCAGAUGGUGGAAGUCCUGCUCGGGCAGGGUUCGGAAAUCAAUGCUGCCGACAAGAACGGCUGGACUCCACUCCACUGCACUGCCAAGGCGGGGUUUCUGGACGUCGUGAAGCUGCUGGUGGAAGCCGGUGGUUCGCCGAAAUCGGAAACCAACUAUGGAUGCGCCCCGAUCUGGUUCGCCGCUUCCGAGGGGCACAACGAUGUGCUCAAGUAUCUGAUGCACAAGGAGCACGACACGUACGCCCUCAUGGACGACAAACGGUUUGUGUACAAUCUGAUGAUCGUUUCGAAGAACCACAACAACAAACCGAUCGAAGAGUUUGUGCUGGUUUCGCCGGCCCCCGUCGAUACGGCUGCCAAGUUGUCCAACAUUUUUAUAGUCCUCUCUACCAAGGAAAAGGAACGAGCGAAAGAUCUGAUUGCUGCGGGAAAGCAGUGCGAAACGAUGGCUACCGAGCUCCUGGCGCUGGCCGCUGGCGCUGACUCGGCAGGUCGUAUUCUAACUGCCACAGAUCGGCGUAACAUGGAGUUCCUGGACGUGCUGAUUGAGAACGAGCAGAAGGAGGUGAUCGCGCAUACUGUGGUGCAAAGAUAUCUGCAGGAACUCUGGCGAGGGACCCUCAACUGGACGGCGUGGCGAAUAAUGUUGCUAUUCGUGGGGUUUAUCGUGUGCCCCCCGGUUUGGAUCAUCUUCACCCUGCCGCUGGGGCACAACUUCUACAAGGUUCCCAUCAUCAAGUUCAUGUCCUACCUAACCUCACACAUCUACCUUAUGAUCCAUCUGAUGAUCGUCGGUAUCACUCCAAUCUAUCCGGUUGUCCGGGCCAGUUUGCUCCCCUAUUGGUACGAGUGGGGUUUGCUGGUCUGGCUCAGCGGAUUGCUCCUGUUCGAGCUGACUAACCCGAGUGACAAAUCCGGUCUCGGAAGUAUCAAAGUGUUGGUGCUACUUUUCGGAAUCAUCGGCGUCGGAGUUCACGUGUCCGGGAUGCUUUACGUGCACAAAACCUACUGGCCAACGCUACUUUACUGCCGGAAUCAGCUGUUUGCACUGUCUUUUCUGUUGGCUUGUGUGCAAAUUCUGGACUUCCUUUCGUUCCAUCAUCUGUUCGGUCCGUGGGCCAUCAUCAUCGGAGAUCUGCUCAAGGAUUUGGCUCGGUUUCUUGCCGUGCUGGCGAUCUUCGUGUUCGGCUUCUCAAUGCACAUCGUGGCACUCAAUCAGUCCUUUCACAAUCUGAGCCCGGAUGAGGUGCGAAGACUGCCGAUCUCGACCCGAAACAAGGAAGCGUUCAGCGAUGAGGAUGAUUUUUUCUCAUCAGAAGAAGACCAGGAAUACUUUAGCGAUGAGGUCGAACGCAUAAAGCGAGCUGCCGCCGGGCAGCCCAUCACCGAUUACAGGCGUAAACACAAAACCGACAUUCCGAUGACCCCGAUCAUUGCCUUCGAGCGGCUUUUCUUCGCCGUCUUCGGUCAGACCUCGCCGGACGACAUCAACAGUCAGCGCUCGACUCGGCCCGAGUGGACCGAAAAUCUGUUCAAAAUUGUCUUUGGCAUUUAUAUGUUAGUCUCCGUAGUUGUACUAAUUAAUCUUCUUAUCGCGAUGAUGUCGGAUACCUAUCAACGCAUCCAGGCUCAAUCGGACAUCGAGUGGAAGUACGGUCUGUCGAAGCUGAUCCGUAACAUGCAUCGAACAUCGACGGCCCCAUCGCCAAUGAAUCUGGUGACCACCUGGUUCGUGUGGAUCGUCGAGAAGCUGCGGGCCAAACUGGUGAAGAAGAAGCGCCCCUCGCUGGUGCAGAUGAUGAACCUCCACCGGGGCCAGCAGAGUCCCCGCACGAAAGCCGGUGCCAAAUGGUUGUCGAAAGUGAAGAAAGGUCAAGUGGCUCCCAAAGAGUCGACGGCUCUAUCUGCUAUGCACUUGUCUCCUCUCGGAUCGCAAGUCAGUUUCUCCACUGUCAAUACGAACCGAAUCGAGAACGUUGCAGAUUGGGUCGAGAUAUCUCGGAAGUAUCGUGCUCUGGUCGGUCACGACGAGGGCGAUUCCGGAUCGAUGAAGGACUCGGAUGGCGGUGGAGAUGCUCAUUCGACGGCUCCGGGAGCAGCUGGCGGUGAAGCAGGCCAGAUGGGCAACAACGUAAAUGCAAAUCCGGCUUAAGGUCACCUGGAGUUCUAGAGCUACCGGAAUCAAUCUUCCACAAAACGACGUAAACAAAUGAUAGGUUCACAAUUCAAACACACAGAAUCACAUGCGCACUCCCUUCCGGUAUAAUCAAACAUUACCAAUCAUUCCAACAAAACACACCAGAACACGAUAAAGCUUCGGUAAAUCGAAUCUUCCGAACGGCAGUUUAGACUCGAAUACACGCAUUUACUACAAUCCGAAAGAGUCUUCGUUUGAGUAAUUUUGUACAUAGCCUAGUGCAAAGCAGGCACUGAAAAGUGCCUGAUUUUAGGGAAAAUUUUCAACCCGGUCUAAAGAGAUGUGGGGUUUUGGUGAAAAGGAUUACCAUUCUGUACAGAAAAGUAAGCAGUUCAUUUUUGGAAUUGUUUCGAUAGACAUAGGUUAGAUUUUCGGCUUUGGCCAAAAGCUUCGAACUUCGCUGUAUUUUUUUUUAAAUCUGGCUUUGUGUAAAUGAAACUUUGUAAAAAUUGGAUCUUGUUUCCCAGAAAAGAGUGAAAAUAUUGUAAAAAAUUGUACAUUUUGGAAGAUGGAAAAAAUAUAUAUUUUACAAACUAUUGAA
Messenger RNA from Uranotaenia lowii, 7201 nucleotides. It is a transcript of the gene nompC, whose product is annotated as serine/threonine-protein phosphatase 6 regulatory ankyrin repeat subunit B. The coding region runs from base 1186 to 6615 and encodes 1809 amino acids. NCBI's taxonomy places the organism in Eukaryota, Metazoa, Arthropoda, Insecta, Diptera, Culicidae. Gene Ontology annotation, cellular component: glycosylphosphatidylinositol-N-acetylglucosaminyltransferase (GPI-GnT) complex; membrane. The record is from RefSeq and is a predicted model, not a curated record. Gene Ontology annotation, molecular function: protein binding; calcium channel activity. Gene Ontology annotation, biological process: GPI anchor biosynthetic process; calcium ion transmembrane transport. The transcript has 18 exons.